Chironomus riparius is the source of this 4851-nucleotide messenger RNA. The record is from the annotation of a GenBank genome assembly. NCBI's taxonomy places the organism in Eukaryota, Metazoa, Arthropoda, Insecta, Diptera, Chironomidae.
UUUUUUUAAAAAAAAAUGAUUUAAAAAUAACUUGUGCAAAACUAAUUUUUUAAAGUUGCAACCCGCGAUAAAAAUUCAUUUUUAAUGAAUACGAUAAAUAUUUGUUAGCAUGCGCCACAAAAAGCAUCUAAAAUGCAAUUCCAAUGAAUUCAGCACUUAAUUGAAUAUUUCAAAUAUUAAUCGGAUUUUGAUUUCCAAGAAUUAUAAAUUAGGCAAUUUGUUAUAUUUUAUUUCAAACACGUGGAGGUGCAAUAAAUGUGAUACAAAUAAUUUCCUUAUAAAUUUUAUAUGUGGAACUCAAAUAUUAAUCAAAUGGUGAUAAACGAAAAUAAAUUUUAUCACAAUUGGGGAUUAUCACAUUAUUGAAUUAUCGAUGAAGUUUAAAAUUUCAUGGCACAUACAUUUAUGAAUAUUUUUUGUUGUUUUUUUUUCAAUUUUAAGAAUACAAUGGAAUCUGAAGCAAUUAUAGUGAGUUUUAUUCUAAAUUUGUGAAUCAACUUUUUUUAAUUUUAAUUUUUCUUCAUAAAAGCUGGACGGAUCUGUGAAUAAUUACAUCAUUCCAUCUUUAAAGCUGGAUGAUGGAUGGUUCAUCUUCUCAACUAUUUCAAAAUUUCUUUCAUCAAUAACUCCAAAUGAUAUGCCACUUAUUUACUGCAUUCUCGAGCUCCUUCGGGAUGCAUUUCAAUCGAAAGUUUCCAUCUUACGGAUAAUUCUUGAGGUAAGAAAUAAAACUUAUGCUAAUGAAUGAAUAUCGGGUGGUAAACUUACUUUUAGAUCACUUUAUUCUAUGUUGAAGUUUGGUUGAAUUCAAAAGAAUUUCAUGAUUUACAACCAGAAGGUUUUUGUUUGAAACUUUUGAAAUCACUUAAAGUGUCCAAAUGUUUUAUUUCAAACCGAUUAAAAUUACUCUCCUUUGCUGAAUUUUAACAAGGCACUCAAAAUGGAAUCAGGAUACAUCUGCUUGAUUUUGAUAAUCUUCUUGAUUUCCAUCAUUCCACUUGGAUAUACAAUCUCUUGGUUUUGCUCGAAAAACAUUCACAUUAAGGCAAAUAGCAUUAGCGAUAUUAUGCAUACAAAUUCUCAAGUCAUACUGCCAGACGAUAUAAUUUUUCAUGACGAAUGCAGAGAUAAAUUAGAUAAACUUAACUGCCGUAAAAAAGUUUAUGUAUUCAUUCUCCAAUUUUUGGUUACAAUCUGUGUAUGCUCGAUUCUUUCCAUGUUUGUCAUCAACGAGCAAAUAUCAAUUUCAAUCAACGAUGCACCAAACGUUUUAAGAUCUGCUUUAAAAGAUAUUGAAUUCUUCGUUAAAAGCUCAAAUCAUCAAUUGCAGUCCGAGACAUUUGAUCAGUUUGACAAAGCAAGAGAGAAGAUAAAGAUCGAUUUGGAAGACAUUGAUAAACUAUUAGGAGAAAGAAUCAUAAGGGAAAUUUCUUUUAAAACUGGUCUGGAUAUAACUUUUGAGUCUACUGGUUUGAUUCUUGAGAGCACACGAAACUUAUCAGGCCGAGUUCACCAUUUGCUGAAUGAUGUUGUAGUGAAAACAUUAAUGUUUUCUGCUGAUGCUGCAUCAAAAGUAGAUGACAUAAUCAUUCAAUUGUCUGUUUUACAACGACAAUGUAGUUCUAGAGAUCGUCCACUGUGUGAUACAUUAAAAGUAAAAAGUUUUGAGGAAGUUGGAUUCAUUGAGAAGUUGAAAUUUCUAAACUACAAUUCAAUAUUGCAAAAGUUACGAAGUAUGAAUGAGAAUUUAUAUGAUAAUAAUUUGAAGGAACUAACAGAUGAAUUAGCAAUCACUAAAAAAGUUUUCCGAAAUUACUCAUAUCAACUAAAGCAAGACAGUGCAAGACAAAAGGAAGAAAUUAUGAAACAAAUUUCAAUUAUGAGGAGUGGAUUAAAUGAAACUAUUCAAAGAUUAUCGUCAGUUGUCAAGAAUGUUCUUGACCGGAUUGGGGCUGUUUGGCAGAAAGUUCUUCCAAUUAUGGACAAUUUCAAUGAAGCAGGAUACAUCAGCUGGUUGAUUGGAUUAAUAACAUGUACUUCCACACUUGUUGUUACACUGUUCCUCAUUGUCCCACUGAGCUGCUCUUGCUGUCACGUAGAUAAUAUAGCUGGUAUCACAUUUCAAAUGUCUGCAUGUAUUUUAUCAAUUUUUUGUACUUUCCUUGGAUUUUUUACAAUUUUUGAAGUCCUUAUAGGCGGACACGGUGAAGUAUUUGUCUGUAGAGCUCUUUAUGAAAAGCCUGAAUAUUUUGUUAUUGGAAGACUUUUUGAUAAUCCUGGAAUAAUGUACGAUCAAGCACCAACAAAUGGAAUUUUAACGAAUCUUUUAGUUUCAUCUGAACACAAUUUAAAACAAUUCUCAAAUGUAUCAUUAAAAACAGCAUUGACUGAGUGUGAAAUGAAUAAAUCAGCAUAUAAUGUAUUUCAAAUAGAUAAUUUAUUAGAUCUUAAAAACACUCUAAAUUUUAAAAACUAUCCGGAUCUUGUGAGGUCAAUAAACAAUAUAAAGGCACAUGAAUCACAAUUCAUAUCACUAACCGAACGUAUUCAAUACUUUUUAAGUGAGUUAUAUCAUGAAUCAAACUUUAAUUUUACAUCCUUCCGAUUGGACAUUCAACAAAUUUCGCCGGAAAAGGAAAUGACAAAUUUUAUUGAUCAAAUGCAAAGAGUAUCAUUGCAAAUUAAUGAUGCCUCGACUGCUAACAGAAUGGCAACAUUAGCAUCAGUAGCAAUAAGAAUACAAAAGAAUAUGUUGAUACCAUUAGAAAUUUUAAAAAAUGAUAUAAUAUUUGAAGUAACUGCUUUAGAAUUACAAAUAAAGCCAUGGAUGGAAAAAAUUAAAGAAAUAGAAACAAGUUAUAAUCAGACACAAGUGUUCCUUAAUCAAAAUGCACAAGAGAUAUGUGCAAAUUUCUCUGAGGGCUUCAGAAAUCGUUUAAGGAUGAAUUUAGAAAGUUUUAAGAAUGAAAACCUUGAGAAAUUGAAUACCGAUUAUGGAUGCCAAUCAUUAUUUGACGUUUUUGAUGGAAUCCGAUUAUUAACUUGUGGACACAUAAUUGAACCUAUCAAUGGAUUAUUCUUUAUAUCAUUUAUACUUCUCAUACUGUGGGUCAUAUCAACACCUGUUUCAUUGCUGUUAGCAUCAACAUAUGCAAAAAUUGAAAGUACUCAGCAAAAACUUUGUCGGACGAAUUCACAUCGAAGUUACAAUGAAGGACCAACAAUCGAUGAGAUUGUGAAUCGAAAUCGUGAAGUAACAUGGUCCUCUAGACCUCAAACAUCAAUCGAUUCAAAUUGGUGAUUUUCAUUCCUUUUUUUUUAUUUAUCAAUGCAUUUUAGUUAUUGUAAUUUUGAUAUUUGUAUCACAUAAUUCAUGAAUUAUCAUAUUAACGUCGAAAAUAAAUUGGAUUUUCCAUCAAAACACAUUCAAUAUGAACGAAGUUAUUUCAUGUCUUUUUCAUAAAUCUCAAAAUUAUUUUCGUAUUAUGAACACACUUUUUAUUACUGAUGCGAACUUGGCCUUAAAAUCCGAGCCCUAAUUUUUAUCGCCCGACUUUUCUUAUGCCUACGUUUAUCAGCCGUAAAAAAAAAUCCCAAGUUUCUAAACACUUGGCGUUCAAUGGAGAGAGAGUAUCAGAAGGGUUUCAUGGAGAGGGGGGUUAUAAAGUAUUUGUAGGGUAAGUCAUUUAUAAUUUAUAUUAUUAAGAAGAAAAUAAAUAAUUCAUAAAAUUCAUUUUGGGGCCAAGUUCACAUCAGUCUUUUUUUUUCAUAAAUAUAUUUGCAUUUUUUUCCACCAUUCGCAAUUUUGUCACUUUCAAAAUUUUCUCGGCAACAGAAUCAUGCAUCAUUGUCAGUAAAACAGCAUGACGUUAACAUUUUUGACAUUCAACAUUGUGUAUUAUUCUAUAUGUCUCUUUAGGUCGACUGGAGAUGAGUUUGUUGUAAUAGAAUUUGACGAUAGUGAUUUUAGAGAAAGUCUUAUUUAAAAAAUAAAAGGCUCUGAGUUAUAAUAUUUGUAUAAAGAUAUGUAAUAAGUAUAACAAUUUAUUAAUCAGACAAACGUAAUGAAAUUUAUUAGGCACCAUAUUAUUUCUUUAAUAAUGAUUAAGUCUAUUAAAAGUUGAAAGCUUCCUUCUAUUAGAUCUGUAAAAAUUAGUAAAAUUAGUCUAAUUGAUCCGAAAAUACAAAGAGCAUGCUCAGAAAAGUGAACAUAUAAGUGAGUCUACUCAAAAAUUAUACUCAUGCAAGCUCAUUCUACUGAGCAUACUCAGGAGUUCAUUACGAAUGUACUCACUUUGUUUUUUUGCAAAAAAUUUAUAAGCUCACGUGAGUACAUUCAACGAGUGUACUCAUGAGAAUAUUAAGAACAUACUUAUGUGAAUACACUCGUAUGAGUGCACUUACUGAACAUUCUCAUAAGAAUAAAAAGAACAUACUCACUUCUGUGUGACAUAAUUUUUUUACGUUCUCAUAUGAGUGCACUUACUGAACAUGCUUAUGGGAAUAUUAAGAACAUACUGACAUUUUUCAAAAAAAGUCGACUUGCAUAAAAAUGUAUUCUUUGUUCGAUUUUAAGCUGGUCGACAUUUUUGAAAAUGUCGACUUACAUAAAAAUGUGUUUUAAGUUUAAUUUUAAGUUGGUCGACAUUUUUCAUAAUAUGUUCUCAUGAUCGUGCUCUGAUCAACUCAAAUAUUUCAUAAAAAUAUAGUUCAAUUAAGCAGCGUAUCAAACUUCAAAGAACUUACUUUGCCUGUAAUAAUAUAAUAAUUUAAGCAUGUGUUUUGCCAUAUAAAAAUUAUUAUAUAUUUACAGAAAAUUGCUCCAAUGAAAAGUGUGAGGUGACAGAAGUU